Molecule: messenger RNA, 1080 nt
Organism: Acanthosepion pharaonis
Lineage: Eukaryota; Metazoa; Mollusca; Cephalopoda; Sepiida; Sepiidae
Source: the annotation of a GenBank genome assembly
AUGGGCUAUCCCACAAUUGUGUCAAUUGUACUGACUACAAGACGUUACAAGCCUGUCACUGCUCUAUCUACCUUUCAUAUCUACCUUUCUAUCUGUUCAUAUCUACCCAUCGGACUGUUCAUAUCUACCCAUCUAUCUCAGAUCAGAUCUAUCUAUCUAUCUAUCUAUCUAUCUAUCUAUCUAUCUAUCUAUCUCUCGGACUGUUCAUAUCUACCCAUCUAUCUCAGAUCAGAUCUAUCUAUCUAUCUAUCUAUCUAUCUAUCUAUCUAUCUAUCUAUCUAUCUAUCUAUCUAUCUAUCGGACUGUUCAUAUCUACCCAUCUAUCUCAGUGUGAUCAGAUCUAUCUAUCUAUUUAUCUAUCUAUCUAUCUAUCUAUCUAUCUAUCUAUCUCUCGGACUGUUCAUAUCUACCCAUCUAUCUCAGUGUGAUCAGAUCUAUCUAUCUAUCUAUCUAUCUAUCUAUCUAUCUAUCUAUCUAUCUAUCUAUCUAUCUAUCCGACUAUCUAUCUAUCUAGCCAUCUAUCUAUCUCGGUCUGUUUCUAUCUAUCUAUCUAUCUAUCUAUCUAUCUAUCUAUCUAUCUAUCUAUCUAUCUAUCUAUCUAUCUCUCGGACUGUUCAUAUCUACCCAUCUAUCUCAGAUCAGAUCUAUCUAUCUAUCUAUCUAUCUAUCUAUCUAUCUAUCUAUCUAUCUAUCUGGCUGUUCAUAUCUACCCAUCUAUCUCAGAUCAGAUCUAUCUAUCUAUCUAUCUAUCUAUCUAUCUAUCUAUCUAUCUAUCUAUCUCUCGGACUGUUCAUAUCUACCCAUCUAUCUCAGUGUGAUCAGAUCUAUCUAUCUAUCUAUCUAUCUAUCUAUCUAUCUAUCUCUCGGACUAUCUAUCUAUCUAUCUAUCUAUCUAUCUAUCUAUCCGACUGUUCAUAUCUACCUUUCUAUCUCAGUGUGAUAAGAUCUAUCUAUCUAGCCAUCUAUCUAUCUCGGUCUGUUUCUAUCUAUCUAUCUAUCUAUCUAUCUAUCUAUCUAUCUAUCUAUCUAUCCAUCUAUCUAUCUCGGUCUGUUCAUAUCUAUCCAUCUAUUUCAGUGUGA